CGGAUAGGCAAUGUUAGCCACCAGUGAUGAUUUAGGGACACGCAAAACCUACUUUGCUUUGGACACUUCCGCGCGCAAGCGCAUGGGCUCCAUGGGAGAUGGCUGAAGAGGGGAGCUGGCUUCUGACCAAUCCAGAAGCAGGAGCUCCGACCGCCCGUGAGCGGCUGUGCGAAUGGGCUUGGGCGGUGAAGCACUGGUGGUGGGAGAUUACGGACCCCGUGAUUCUCAGCAGCCCUUGGCUUUGCCCCACUACUGGGCGCACCCUGCGAGUCCUCUGGGUCCUUGCUCAGUUCUUGGGUUGGUCCUACCUCAUCUUCCGGCAUCAAGGCUGGAAGGAAGCGCUGGAGGGCCCCUUGAGGGUGGACUUUGCCAUCUUGAUCUUGCUCUUGCUGGGCACGGUCUUCACCACACUGGCGAAACGGGAGGGUGUCUUGGGGAGCAUUUGCCUUUGUUUGGGAGUGAUGCAAAGCUUCGAGAUUCUGGCCCAUGUUGCUCCGGGAGAGGAGAACCACCAUUUGGUCAUUGCCUUUGUGGUGCUGUGCCACAGCAAUGUACACCCGGUGGCCCUCCUGAUUGUGUUGAUGUACUGCAUCACAUUUGCGUGGAGGUGGAGGGACAUCAUCGAGGAGAUAAGCAUUGAGUUUUCUGACAAGAGCCUCAGGAAGAUUUUGCACUACAUGGACGACAAAGAAAGAGGCUUCUGGCUCCACAAUAUCCUCUUUGAGUUCAUCAUGUUUGGAGGCUUUCUUUGGGACUUCACCUGCCGCGUGAAGUGCGUGGCGUCGGGAUGCUUCACCAACGGCGACAACGAGGACCCCUCAUCAAGCCCAGUCCUAGGGCGUCACGGGAGGCUCUUUUGCUGGGCAGCAGCCAUCAAUAGCUGGGUGUGGUGGUUGUGGCUGGUUUGGGCAAAACGGAAGAUGCUGGAGGAGGUGAAACCCCAUUGGAUGAAGUACUUCAAGGAGCACUUGCCCAGUGGUUCUUUCUAUUUUAUCCCCACGGUGCCCGUCCUGCUUCUGGUCUACUGCGGCGCGUCCGCCUGGGAGAAGGAUGUCACCUUGGCGGUUUCCUGCUGCAUUCCCCCCAUUUUCAUGUCUUUGGAGAUGACUUUGGAGCUUUCGGAUCCAAAUCACAUUGACUUCAUCGACGACCGAGCCCUGUGCCUCGUAGAGGUCCUUUUAGCAACUCAGAUCACACUCCAAGCAGGAUGCUACCCAUUGGUGUGCAUCAGCGCAAUGGGACUCACCAGCAUCUUGAUUUGCUUCACUUGGCCCUCCUGGCUGUUCCAGAAGAUGUGGAUGGACUACCAAGAUCCAUCCACCCUGGUCCCAGUAGUGUUGGGCUUGGCUUGGAUCUUGGUCUUUUGUCACACCAUCACCUUCCACGCCCGCUGGCGCGCGAUCCGGGCCGGCAUGGAGCGCAGCGCCAGCAACGCCCAGUCCGCCCUGCGGGCCUUGGGGAUGGAGGUGGAGUUGGCACCACUUCCACGUCGUCCGUGCCUUUGCAUCGCUGCCCAUGGCGAGUGGGACUCACCGGGUGGGCCACUGUCGGCCAUGGGGCAACGGCAGGUGGCUGAACUGGCGGAAGCGCUGGAGAGGGAGGACCUGAGCUUCGACCGGAUCGUCUCCUCUCCUUCCACCGCCUGCUGGGAGACAGCCCAAGUCCUCGCUGAGCACUUCGGGAGUCAAGGGAGCAACGGUGCUGCGUCGAUGUCGGUGGUAGCGGAUGAGGAGCUGGAGCUUUUACCCGGAGAGCUGGAUGAUGCUGGUGGAGUUUCAGCGGAGGCACGAAGACGCUUUGCAGCAGCAUUCCUGCACCAGCUUGAGCAGUUGAAUUCGCUCGAGGGAGGUGUGCAGGGAUGUCUCUUGGUCACUCACUGCCACUAUCUCCAAGCCUCCGCCUGCGCUUUGCCUGCCUUGCGGCACCGGCCCAUCCACACCACGCGCGGCGCCGCGUGCCUGGUGGCGCUGCGCAUGCCCUCGGGGGGAGCGUGGGAGGCCUGGCUGCGGGGAGUGGGGAGCGCACAGCUUGGCUCGAGCCACGAGUUGGCCAGCGCCUUGGCGGCGCUUCCCCCCCCUGGAGACGUGCCGCGCGACCUCGGCGCUGCGCGGCUCCUCCAGCGCUUCGAGCCUCAGCAGCUCGGGCGACAGCGUGGCCUCCACCGCCAUGGUGGCAGCAGCCGAGAACGAAGGCUUCGAGAAAUACCCGAUGACUUGAAGCCGCUGACCCUGCUUCCCUCCAUGCGGACCCUGUCUCCGUCACCGGGGGACGACCAGGGUCUUUGUGCUUCCCACCGACUGCGGGUCCGGAGCACCGGAGGUUGACGGUGCUUUCCCGGAGCUGCGAAGCAGCCACCAAGAUCAUCCCGCCUUGGAUGACGUGGUGGAAGAAGGAAG
This is a messenger RNA of Durusdinium trenchii, 2396 nucleotides long. The record is from the annotation of a GenBank genome assembly. NCBI's taxonomy places the organism in Eukaryota, Dinophyceae, Suessiales, Symbiodiniaceae.